This is a messenger RNA of Chlorella variabilis, 2898 nucleotides long. RefSeq lists its product as hypothetical. NCBI's taxonomy places the organism in Eukaryota, Viridiplantae, Chlorophyta, Trebouxiophyceae, Chlorellales, Chlorellaceae. Gene Ontology annotation, molecular function: protein binding; GTPase activator activity. The coding region runs from base 1 to 2898 and encodes 965 amino acids. The transcript has 17 exons. The record is from RefSeq and is a predicted model, not a curated record. Gene Ontology annotation, cellular component: cytoplasm.
AUGGGCUCGGCCGCGCCGCCGCCGGUGGGCGCGCUCGCCGGCAGCCUGCUCUUCUCAGACCUGCAGGACAGCCCGCUGUUCCGCAGCAAGGUGAACGAGCUGGACGGCAACCUGGAGCGCCUUAAGGAGCGGGCCUCCAAGCUCACCAAGGCCUCCAAAAAGUACAGCGGGGUGCUUGAUGCCACGUGCCUGGGCACCUCAGCAUUUGCCGACAGCCUGCAAGCCUUCUGUGGGGAGGCGGAUGAGGAGUCGAGCCUGAUCGGCGGCCCGACGCUGCUCAAGUUUCUGUCGUCGUUCCAGGACCUGCUGCGCACGCAGACCGAGGUGGUGCUGUGCGAGCGCCUCAACCAUGACUUCAUCAGAGUCACAGCAGAGGUGAAGGACAGCAAGCGGCGGCUGGACAAGCGCAGCAGCGAGUACGACGCGGCGCGGCUCAAGCACCUGGGGCACAGGCGAGGCGGGGGCCGGGGUUUCCCCGCGGCUGAGGCCGCGGCUGGGCGCCGACACGGUGGCUCGCCGGGCUGCGCCGGAUACAGAGCCGGCUGCAGCGGCCUGGUGCCGCGCCUGCUGCGCUUCUGGGGACCCGCGCCACCCGCACAUCAGCCGCCGCCGGCCACCCAACCGGCCUGCCUGUCCCUCGGCCUCUGCAGGAGCGCGGGUCACCUGUCCACCUGGGCGGGCAAGAGCAGCGACCCCGACAAGAGCUUUGCCGACAUGCUGGCGGCCAAGGGCGCCGCCGACGAGGCGCGGUUCGAGAUGGCCCGCCGCUUCACUCAGGUGGAGAGCCAGAAGCGGUUUGAGUUUCUGGAGGGCAUGGUGACCGCUGUGGACGCGCACUUGCGCUACUUUGAGCGCGGCUACCAGCUCUUUUCCGGCAUCGAGCCCUACCUACAACACGCCCUGCAGCUGAUUGAGAAGCUCAAGGCGGAUGGGGAGGUGCAGCAGGCGCAGAUGGAGGGGCUGAUCCUGCAGCACAAGGCGGAGGCCAGCGCGCGGGACAGCCUGGUGGGUGAGACGGCGGCGGCCAGCCGGGACUCGCCGGCGGUGCGCCCCAUCGGGCCCCUGCAGAUGACAGCUGGCACCUCCCAGCUGGCGAGCGAGAUGGAGGCCUACAUCCGACAGACGCAGGAGACCAAGGGGCAGACCAUCACAGUGCUGAAGCAGCAGGGCUACCUGCUCAAGCAGACCAGCGACUUCCGCAAGGCCUGGAAGCGCCGCUUCUUUGUGCUGGAUAGCCAGGGCAUGCUGUACUAUUACUCCAGCAGGGAGGGCAGCCGCAAGGAGCAGGCGCCGCGCAACACCUGCUCGCUGCUCACCGCCACCAUCAAGCCGGAUGCCGAGGACCCCAGCCUGCGCUACGCCUUCCGCGUGGUCAGCCCCGAGAAGGAGUACAUGCUGCAGGCGGAGAAUGAGGUGGAACAGCAGGAGUGGAUGCAGAUGCUGCAGGGCGUCAUUGCCUGCAUGCUGAGCGGCGCCGUAGACCACGACAACAUCCCCACACGCCCUGUCCGGCCCACCCACUCGCGCACCAUCAGCGCUGAGAUCAACGCUCUCAACCUGGGGGACGCGCCCCUGGGCAGCGGCGCCAUGUCGCUGUCGGCCAGCCAGCGGCUGACGGUCGACAGCGAGCACACACCCGCUGCCAGCAUGCCGGCCAUUAGUGAGCACGGCUCCCCCUCCAAGCCUGCACCGGGGCUGGCGUCCGGGGCCUCGGGCCUCCUGGCUGCUGCAGCCAGGCAGCUAGGCUCGGCGGCGGCUGGAGGAAGCGCGGCCGCGGCGGGCGUGGCGGCAUCGCCCGGCCCGCGGCCCGCCGCCAGCGCCAGCGCCAGCGGCAGCGUGCUGGAGGCGUUGCAGCGGGUGCCCGGCAACACGGCCUGCUGCGACUGCGGCGCGCCAAACCCCGACUGGGCCAGCCUCAACCUGGGGGUGCUCGUGUGCAUCGAGUGCAGCGGUGUGCACCGCAGGCUGGGAGUGCACAUCAGCAAGGUCCGCUCCUGCACCCUGGACACCAAGGUGUGGGAGCCCGCUGUGGUGGGCCUCUUCCAGCACAUAGGCAACGAGUUUGCAAACCGGGUGUGGGAGGGCGGCGCCGCGCCCGGCGGCGGCGGCGGCGGCGGCGGCCCGGCCACCAGCGGCAAGGCCGGCCCCGGCGGCAGCAGCAGCAGCAGCAGCAGCCGGCCAGGGCCGGGGGCGCCGCUGCCGGACAAGGAGCGGUGGAUUGGUGGCAAGUAUGUGGACAAGCGGCUGCUGGCGCGGCCACCCGGGGCCGUGGGCGAGGAGCGGCUGCAGGAGUGGCUGUGGGAUGCGGUGCAGCGGGGCGAUGUCAAAUCGGCCUACCACGCCAUCGCCUGCGGCGCCGACGUCAACCACUCCUACCACGCCCAGCCCGCGGCACGGCUGGUGUGGGAGUGCAACAUGCAGGCGGGAGGCGACGCGGACCAGCCGCUGAGCCCCACCAACCUUGGCCACACGGGGGUCCUGCACGCGGCCUGCACGGCGGGGCCGCCCGUCAUGGCUGAGCUGCUGCUGCAGGCGGGGGCCCACAUCGACGCGGUGGAUGUGAUGCGCCGCACCCCGCUCAUGUAUGCGGUGCUGUACGACCAGCCAGAGGUCGCCCGCCUGCUGCUCAGGCAAGCGACGGGCAGUAGCAGAGUUAGCCAGCUGCAUUUGGUUGGUCCCUGUUGGUCUCCCAACCAAUGCUUGAAAGGUGGAAAGGGCGUCGGCAAGCACGCACAUGCACCGCACGACCGUGACAUGACAUGUGCCUGGCGGACGGUGUGCAGGCGGGGCGCGGCCUGCACCCGCGACCGCCACGGCUUGACCGCGGCGCAGCUGGCAGCGGGGCGGCUGUGCAGCCGCGACGCAGAGCUGGCCGCGCUGCUCAGCCGGCAGGUGUGA